UGUGCGGGCACAGCUCCAUGGCAGAGGCAAGUGAAGCCUAAGUUCAAACGUCCAAGACCCGCCAAAGCAUGAGUACCAUUGUUGAUGGCUUUUCUUUCUCGCUUUUGGUCUGUAAGAACUUUAUAUCUCCCGUUGGAAACAUCGAGCAAGUUUCUGCAAUUAUGUGCAGCUUCAACUUUCUCUGCGACCCAAGCAAUCCCACCCACCAGGAAGACUUUCUCUCAUAUUUUUCAGGAGUGCUCGAACCGGAGAGCUCUGAAACCGGGAAAAGAAGCUCAUGCUCACAUGAUUCUAUCUGGGUUUGAGCCCACUGUCUUUGUAACUAAUUGUUUAAUUCAAUUGUAUGUUAAAUGUUGCGCUUUGGAGUAUGCAUUUAAGGUGUUUGAGAAAAUGCCGCAGAGGGACAUUGUGUCUUGGAACACAAUGAUUUUUGGCUGCGCAGGGGGUGGAAUGAUGGAAGUUGCGCAGGCGUUGUUUGAUUCCAUGCCUCAUCAUGGUGAUGUGGUUUCAUGGAAUUCUUUGAUUUCUGGGUACUUGCAAAAUGGUGACAUACAUAAGUCAAUUGCUGUCUUUUUGAAAAUGAGAGAAAUGGGAGUUUUGUUAGACCAAACUACCCUGGCGGUUUCUUUAAAAGUUUGCUCCAUGUUGGAAAAUUACGUUCUGGGAAUUCAGAUUCAUGGUAUUGCAGUCCAAAUGGGUUUUGAUUAUGAUGUUGUGACAGGAAGUGCUCUAGUAGAUAUGUAUGCCAAGUGUAACAAACUAGAGGAUUCACUUAGUGUUUUCUCUGAAUUGCCAGAUAAGAAUUGGAUUUCAUGGAGUGCUGCAAUUGCAGGCUGUGUUCAAAAUGAUCAGUUUAUCAGGGGCCUUAAACUAUUCAAAGAGAUGCAGAGAAGGGGAAUUGGGGUGAGUCAAUCUACUUAUGCUAGUGUCUUCAGGUCUUGUGCAGGACUAUCUGCCUCUAGAUUAGGUACGCAGUUGCAUUGCCAUGCAUUGAAGGCUGACUUUGGAUCUGAUGUUGUUGUAGGAACUGCUACUAUGGAUAUGUAUGCUAAGUGUGACAACAUGUCUGAUGCCCACAAGCUGUUUAGCUUGUUACCAGACCAUAACUUGCAAUCUUACAAUGCCAUGAUAAUCGGGUAUGCUCGAAAUCAGCAAGGGUUUCAAGCUUUAAAGCUAUUUCUUCAGUUGCAGAAAACCGGUUUCAGUUUCGAUGAAAUAUCUCUUUCUGGUGCAUUGAGUGCAGCUGCAGUGAUCAAAGUGCUCUCUGAGGGGGUUCAGCUACAUGGAUUAGCCAUUAAGUCUAAUUUUUCAUCAAAUAUCUGUGUUGCAAAUGCCAUCCUGGAUAUGUAUGGCAAAUGUGGAGCCUUAGUUGAAGCUUCUUGCAUGUUUGAUGAAAUGGAAAUAAGGGAUGCGGUGUCUUGGAAUGCUAUCAUUACAGCUUGUGAACAGAAUGAAAGCGAUCGGGAAACGCUCUCACAUUUUGCUACAAUGCUACGCACAAAGAUGGAGCCUGAUGAGUUCACAUAUGGUAGUGUUUUAAAAGCUUGUGCAGGUCAGCAAGCUUUCAACACUGGCAUGGAGGUUCAUGGAAGAAUUAUCAAAUCUGGAAUGGGUCUGGACAUGUUUGUAGGAAGUGCCCUCGUUGAUAUGUACUGCAAAUGUGGAAUGAUGGAAGAGGCAGAAAAGAUCCAUUACCGGCUGGAAGAACAAACAAUGGUCUCAUGGAAUGCAAUCAUUUCAGGAUUUUCACUGCAAAAGAAAAGUGAAGAUUCACAAAGAUUUUUCUCUCAUAUGUUGGAAAUGGGUGUAGAACCUGACAAUUUUACUUAUGCAACCGUUCUGGACGCUUGUGCUAACUUGGCUACUGUUGGACUGGGAAAGCAAAUCCAUGCACAAAUUAUCAAGCUGGAAUUGCAAUCAGAUGUGUAUAUUACAAGCACUCUUGUUGACAUGUACUCAAAAUGUGGAAAUAUGCACGAUUCUCUACUUAUGUUUCAGAAAGCUCCCAAGAGGGAUUCUGUCACAUGGAAUGCCAUGAUCUGUGGAUGUGCUUACCACGGUCUAGGGGAAGAGGCCCUGGAGAUUUUUGAACAUAUGCUCCUUGAGAAUAUGAAACCAAACCACGCAACUUUUGUUUCGGUUCUUCGAGCUUGUUCACAUGUGGGAAAUGCUGAGAAGGGCCAAUGUUAUUUUCACAAAAUGGCAAGUAUCUAUGGCUUAGACCCCCAACUCGAGCACUACUCGUGUAUGGUGGAUAUUCUAGGGAGAUCAGGCCAAGUAGAGGAGGCAUUAAAGCUCAUACAGGACAUGCCAUUUGAAGCAGAUGCAAUUAUAUGGAGAACUCUGCUUAGCAUCUGCAAAAUCCAGGGGAAUGUAGAAGUUGCAGAGAAGGCAGCUGGUUCACUUUUGCAAUUGGAGCCAGAUGACUCGGCUGCUUACACCCUUCUAUCAAAUAUCUAUGCUGAUGCAGGCAUGUGGCAACAAGUUUCAAAGAUGAGACAAACAAUGAGAUAUCACAAUUUGAAAAAGGAGCCAGGUUGCAGCUGGAUUGAGGUUAAGGAUGAAGUACAUACAUUUCUUGUUUGUGAGAAAGCACAUCCAAAAUGCAAACAGAUCUACGAGCUGCUUGAUGUGCUGAUUUGUGAUAUGAGAAGGGCUGGGUAUGCGCCUGAUACAGACACCAUACAGGUUGAAGGGAUUGAAGAAAAUGGGCAUCGGGAGGUCAAAUCCUAUGGCUUUUCUUAGUGUCAGUGUUGAGAAUGAUGGGCAUUGGAUUGGAUUGUUAACUAGGACAUCAGAAGUAUUUUUUUUUCUUUAGGUGGAAAGAAGACUCUUGAAGUAUUGGCACAAACAAUCCCACAUGCACAAUGGAGUUAUGAGCUCCCAACAAAUGAUAGGAUGAAUUAGCUGGGCUUCUUACAAACUCUUGAUGGUAACCUUGCGUACUAUUGUGCAUUAACCCAAAGCAAAAUAGUUGAUAUAAACUUCAAUGUUAAUUCUUUAUUGUUUAAUUUGAGGCCAUCGAGUUCAAAUGCA
Messenger RNA from Cucurbita pepo subsp. pepo (vegetable marrow), 3036 nucleotides. RefSeq names its product Pentatricopeptide repeat (PPR) superfamily protein. Gene Ontology annotation, biological process: RNA modification. The record is from RefSeq and is a predicted model, not a curated record. Lineage: Eukaryota; Viridiplantae; Streptophyta; Magnoliopsida; Cucurbitales; Cucurbitaceae. Gene Ontology annotation, molecular function: protein binding; RNA binding.